AUGGUGUUCUAGGUUGAACUGAGUCAGCAGAAAUAGGAGAUAGUGGAUCUAAGUGAUAAAUUGAAAAGCACUCAAUAAGGUUACUCAACUACUGUGGCUACUUCAUUUUUAUAAACAUCUUUUAAUUAGAAAUAAGAUAGUUUAUUCAAAGAUAGUCAUACACUAGAGAGUGUGGGUUAAACAGAAGGGGAAUAUAGCAUCAUGUCUAAUAAGAAUAGAGGGUAGAAAAUGAUGUUGAAGAUAAUAUAAGAUCCCAUAACUAAUAUAAAGAAAUAGAAGGAAAUAAUUAAAAGAGAAAUUACUUAAUGGUAAGAUGAGUUCCUAAAGAAAGAAGGUCGACCACCUUCUAUUAAUGAUAAAUAAUCGAUCAGUACAAAGUUUUAUCAAUACACUAUAUUGAAGAAAUAAUUAAAUGAUCGAAGCACUGUCAUAUAGGAUAGCACAGAUUGCAAGAAUAUGCAUCAUAGAUAUAUUAAUUUGCAAGAAUAAAUGAAAUAGAAAACUAAUGAAAUUAAGAGACUGAGUUUGUCGGAAAGUGAAAGUGUAUUGCAGAGUAAGACCAUCGAAUAGUUUAGAUAAAAUAAAAGGUAUCAAUUGAAAGUAGCAUAGAUUGCGAGGUUUAAUUUAUAGAUGAUUUUCAAUUUCGACAACUGCUUUAAUCAACAAUCUACUCAAAAAGAUGUAUAUGAAGAGAUACAGUAAUCCCUCUAAGCAAUAUUCCAUGGCUAUAAUUUGUGUAUUUUCGCUUAUGGUCAAACUGGCAGUGGCAAGACUUACACAAUGUUUGGUACAAAAUAACAACCUGGAGUUAUACCCAAUUUAAUAGAGGAUAUCUAUGCUUAUAUUAAAAGAAACAACUUAGAUUGUUCUAUUAUCGUUAAUUCUUUGGAGAUAUACAAAGAAAAUAUCAUAGAUUUACUAAAUGACUAAUAAGGUUCUUUAUCUCUGGAACUUAAGGAGAAUGCGAGUGGGUAAGUGUUUGUUUAGAAUCUUACCAAUAUCAAAGUGCAAAAUAUGUAUGAACUUAUGAAUUUGAUUGAGUUUGCAUCUUCAAAAAGAAGAUAAAGUUUAACUGAGAUGAACGAUUCCAGUUCAAGAUCUCAUAUGUGCACUCAACUUGUAAUUGAAACCUUUAAUAAAAUUACUUAAUAGAAAUUCAUCAGUAGAGUGAAUCUGAUUGAUUUGGCUGGCUCAGAAAGGUGUAACAAAUCAAGACUUAAACAAAAUCAAUUGGAGGAAGCCAAAUACAUCAACAAAAGUCUCUCUGCUCUUAAUGAUGUGAUGAUAGCACUAUCGACAAAGAGUAGUUUCAUUCCAUAUAGGAACAGUAAACUCACUUAUUUGAUGAGGGAAUUCCUAGGAGGAAAUUCAAAAACAAUCAUGAUCAUCAAUAUCUCUCCUUCCUUUAUCAACUUAGAUGAAUCAAUGAGUUCCUUGUAAUAUGGGCAAAAAGUUAAAUAAAUAACUAAUUAACCCAUUAAGAAUUUAGAACCAGUGGAACAACUAAAGAAAUUAUAAAAAGUAUGUAAUUAGCAUGAUGAAAAUACGUAAUUAAGAUAAUAAAAGUGA
Paramecium tetraurelia is the source of this 1569-nucleotide messenger RNA. RefSeq lists its product as uncharacterized. NCBI's taxonomy places the organism in Eukaryota, Ciliophora, Oligohymenophorea, Peniculida, Parameciidae. Gene Ontology annotation, cellular component: kinesin complex; microtubule. Gene Ontology annotation, biological process: microtubule-based movement. Gene Ontology annotation, molecular function: ATP hydrolysis activity; ATP binding; microtubule motor activity. The record is from RefSeq and is a predicted model, not a curated record. The transcript is spliced from 7 exons.